AAAAGAACUUCCAGACUCACAUGAGGAUGCACUUUCAGAAGGGGCUGACUUACUGUAUCAAGUGUGGGAAAGGAUAUCACCCACUACCACAAAAACCAGCUAGACAAACACAUGGAGAAUCACACAGAUAAGUACCCAUGUAAACAUUGUGGUAGAGAAUUCUCCAGCCAGGCAGGAAGGACUAUCCAUCUCAACAGUCACAACAAAGAGAAACAAACCAGUAAACACCCAACAGAUAAGUUUCCCUGUGAGCAGUGUGGCAAACAAUUCUCAGCAGCAAGCAGGGCCCUUCAUCUUACCAUUCAUAACAGGGACAAAGAAACCAUUAACUGCCCUAUAUGUGACAGAGUUUUUGAAAAAAAUUUAGUUAAAUAUGAGAGUCACUUGAGGGAGCAUGAGUUAGCUACCCUGUUUUUAUGCCCCGUCUGUGGCCAUGGAUUUAGUACUAAAGGGGAGCUAACUUAUCAUCAGAAGAAACACCUCCAGAAGACAGAGGGGGCCAGUUCACAUGUACUUAAUGCUGUCCGGGGCCUGGUCAGUCACAGACAGUGAAGUGAGUUGAGACAGAGAAAA
Messenger RNA from Saccostrea cuccullata (small rock oyster), 573 nucleotides. Its product is annotated as oocyte zinc finger protein XlCOF20-like. The record is from RefSeq and is a predicted model, not a curated record. The transcript is spliced from 4 exons. NCBI's taxonomy places the organism in Eukaryota, Metazoa, Mollusca, Bivalvia, Ostreida, Ostreidae. Bases 112 to 552 code for a protein of 146 amino acids.